GAAGAGUGAUUGUUGAUGUGUAUAGGCGUGUGCGCGGGAUGCCGCCGGGCCAGCUGAUCGGUGUUGUUGGCGCGCGAGUGUUGGAGGCGGCGAGGCGUGCUGGUCCCCGUGCUGCGGCGUGUUCCCUGGCAGUCAUGGCACCGAAGAGGAAGCAGGAGAGUGCAGAAGAGGCCCCAGACAAAGAUCAAUCCAAGAAGACCAAGAAAGAAGACUUUUCUUCUGAUUCCAAGACAAGUGAUGGCAAGAAAUGGAAUCUGAAGAUUGUUUCUUGGAAUGUUGAUGGUUUGCGAGCAUGGGUGAAGAAAGAUGGCCUUUCUGUGUUUGAACUUGAGGACCCAGACAUUGUUUGCCUUCAAGAGAUCAAAUGCAGUGAUGCUAAGAUGCCUCAAGAGGCCAAGAGUGUUCAGGGCUACAAGAGUUACUUUAUGCCAGCUGAGAAGGAUGGCUACUCUGGGGUUGCCCUGUAUUCCAAGGUGGAGCCCCUCUCAGUCACGUACGGACUGAAUGACAAGACACAUGAUGCUGAGGGUCGCUGCAUCACUGCAGAGUAUGAGAAAUUUUAUUUGGUGACAUCAUAUGUUCCCAACGCUGGAAGGAAGUUGGUCACUCUGGAUAAAAGAAUGGACUGGGAUCCGAAGUUCCGCCAGUAUCUGAAGGAGUUGGAUGCCAAGAAACCUGUGAUCAUGUGUGGUGACUUAAAUGUGUCACACAAGGAAAUUGAUCUGGCCAACCCUAAGGGAAAUAAAAAGAAUGCUGGAUUCACACCCGAGGAGAGAGCCGGCUUCACAGACCUCUUAGCUGAAGGGUUUGUGGACUCCUUUAGGCAUCUCUACCCAGAUAAGCCUCACCAGUACACCUUCUGGACUUACAUGGGAAACUGCCGGGCCAAAAAUGUGGGCUGGAGGCUGGAUUACUUUGUCUUGUCUGAGCGCUUGAUACCACAACUGUGUGACAACCUCAUCCGGACAUCCCUCUAUGGAUCAGACCACUGCCCCAUCACACUGCUCAUGCAUCAGUGACCACAGUACUAAGGCACCCGUGUUUGUCCCACCUCAUGGGGUCUCAUGCCACCUUGAGAUGGUUGUUGAGUUAAGUGUUACAUUUUUUUUCUUGAAACUUUCAUUGAUUUCAUAAUUUCUUUUCAAUGGUAGUGUUUAUUUUAUUGAGCUAUGAUUGAUUGUAUAGCUAGGUUUUUUUAAGAGUAGUGCAGAUAAAGAUAAUGCUUUUCAAUGCUUCACCCUUAUUUGUUUACCAUCUACCUCAAAGUAACAUUGGGAAUCAAAAUAUAACUUAAAGUAAUUUAUUUAUUUAUUUAUUUAUUUAUUUUAUAUUUAUUUUCUCAAUUUUUGGAUAUGUAAAUGUGAGUUAAGAUACUAUAUACAUUAAUAUGAAACAGACCGUGUUCAGUUUGACUGUUUAUUACUGAAACAAAUAAAGCUAGGAGUCCAUAAAGAGCUAUUGCUCAGUGGACAAGGUUGAGUAUAACUUGUUCACUAUAUGAUGUAUCGAAAUAAUGGUCAAUAAAACAAUCAAUCAAUCAAGUAGCUCACACCAGAGUAGCCUCUCUGUUAGUCACUCAGCACAUGCACUCGGAUUGUACAGUGUAGUUAUAAAAAAAUCACAUACUACACAUGUUUGAUGAGUACAAGUCUUAGUAGCAAAGUUUUGUUUCUUUGAUGAGACCGAGACUUCCUUCUGAAAUAUAUGUCCGCUUUGUUGGGGCUCAGUGGUUAGAACCAUUUGUAGCAGAGUUGUCAUUGAUUGUUUAAAAAGUUAAGUGAGUGCAUGGCCUCCAAUGCCUCAUGUGUCUGACAUAUUUUCAGUUGAUAUCUGGACCUUCAGUUCAUAGUGAGGAAACUAUCCUCACUCAGUGCCAGUAGGUUCUCUUGAGGGGCCUGGCAGGCAACCCAAGCUUGUUAAUGGCAUGGACAAAUUCCUUUUGCAGUGGCUGUCAUGGUAUAUGAUGCCAGCCUGGCUCUUGUUGUCCUGCAGUGUUCCUCUUGGUUGAAAUUGCCUGCUGCUUGAGGCAGGACUCAAGCCUGGGUUUUAAUAUGACAUCUGCACGAUGACUACUUGGCCACUGCCUCCUCUAAUCUUGCUGCUAUUCCAAAUCUUUUUUCUUCUCAUUUUCUUAUCUAGAAAUAUGAAAAGACAGUCAUAGUUCACCAUUUUGUGUUACCACUGUGAAAGUUAUUAUACUUUUUAUUAUUAUCAUUAUCAUUAUUAUUAUUAUUAUUAUUAUUAUUAUUAUUAUUAUAAUCAUUAUCAUCAAAAUUAUCAUUAUAUCCCUGUGUACAGUUAGUCACAGGUUUCCUUUAUUUUGUUUGGUGAGGUGAGGUUAGAUGAGGGUUAACUCAGUGACUAGUAAUGACAUUAGUAACUUUCUCCUCAAUGGUUACCCAUAGUUUUUGUUAGGUCAUGCUUAUUACUGUGCUUGAUUCAACAAAAUGUUUUACCACAGAUACAUAGAAGGAGACUGUGUAGUUUACAUUACUUGGUUUUAUCACUCCAUGUCUUAAUUCUUAGGAAUUAAGACAUGGAAUUACACUAUACUGAUGUGUAAUUGUGCCACAGAAAUUGCCACCGCUUCUGAACAUGUGAUGACAAGGCUAAUGAAUCAUUUGCAACAAACAGCGGUGGGGUUAAACAUGAACUUUAAAGGGUUUACCAAGCUCAGAAGCGCUGACACAAAUCACUCGGACACUGCACAUCGUUUUAGUAUCGCAUUUUUUGUGAUGACGUUUUUGUUUACCUUCAGUUUCUUUGAAUUACAACUAUGAAUUGUUUCAUAUUAUUUUGGUUUUAUGCAAAAUGAAAAAUCAAUAAGAUUUGAACUGGAAUUCAGUUUUAUCAUUGAAAAGAAGAAAAAUGUAUAGCAGUUUAAAAAUUAUGCUCCUUAUGUUUGAACUGUUGUAAGACUUGGUGGUUACUUCAGUGUUAGAGAUGUUGUUUGUAAGCAUUGUGAUGAUCAUGAUUAUGCCUUGAAAAUAAUUUUAUUUUAUUACUGGUGUGUAUCAGAAUACAUAUGUCAGCCAUCUUUUA
Eriocheir sinensis (Chinese mitten crab) is the source of this 3042-nucleotide messenger RNA. RefSeq names its product DNA-(apurinic or apyrimidinic site) endonuclease-like. The record is from RefSeq and is a predicted model, not a curated record. Gene Ontology annotation, molecular function: phosphoric diester hydrolase activity; DNA-(apurinic or apyrimidinic site) endonuclease activity; DNA binding. NCBI's taxonomy places the organism in Eukaryota, Metazoa, Arthropoda, Malacostraca, Decapoda, Varunidae. Gene Ontology annotation, biological process: base-excision repair. Gene Ontology annotation, cellular component: nucleus. Bases 39 to 1019 code for a protein of 326 amino acids. The transcript has 7 exons.